Molecule: messenger RNA, 903 nt
Organism: Rangifer tarandus platyrhynchus (Svalbard reindeer)
Lineage: Eukaryota; Metazoa; Chordata; Mammalia; Artiodactyla; Cervidae
Source: the annotation of a GenBank genome assembly
AUGGAGGGGGUUCUCUACAAGUGGACCAACUAUCUCACGGGUUGGCAGCCUCGUUGGUUUGUUUUAGAUAAUGGAAUCCUGUCCUACUAUGAUUCUCAAGAUGACGUUUGCAAGGGGAGCAAAGGAAGUAUAAAGAUGGCAGUUUGUGAAAUUAAAGUCCAUUCAGCUGACAACACAAGAAUGGAAUUAAUCAUUCCAGGAGAGCAGCAUUUCUACAUGAAGGCAGUGAAUGCAGCUGAGAGACAGAGGUGGCUGGUUGCUCUGGGGAGCUCCAAAGCCUGUUUGACUGAUACAAGGACUAAAAAAGAAAAAGAAAUAAGUGAAACCAGUGAGUCUCUGAAAACCAAAAUGUCUGAACUUCGCCUCUACUGUGACCUCCUAAUGAAGCAAGUUCAUACGAUCCAAGAAUUUGUUCACCAUGAUGAGAGUCAUUCAUCGCUCAGCAUAGAGAACAUGAAUGAAGCCUCGUCUCUCCUUAGUGCCACGUGUAAUACAUUCAUCACGACGCUUGAGGAAUGUGUGAAGAUAGCGAAUGCCAAGUUUAAACCCGAGAUGUUUCAGCUGUCCCAUCCGGAUCCUUUAGUUUCUCCUGUGUCGCCUUCCCCUGUUCAAAUGAUGAAGCGUUCUGUCAGCCAUCCUGGUUCUUGCAGUACAGAGAGGAGUAGCCACUCUAUAAAAGAACCAGUGUCUUCACUUCACCGAUUCUCCCAGCGACGCCGAAGAACCUACUCAGAUACAGACUCUUGUAAUGAUGUUCCUCUUGAAGACCCAGAUAGACCUGUUCACUGUUCAAGAAAUACACUUAAUGGAGAUUUGGCGUCAGCAACAAUUCCUGAAGAAAGCAGAUUUACGGCCAAAAAAAAAUCUGAAUCAGAAGAUCCUCUUCUAUCCUUCUCUUCCUGA